This is a messenger RNA of Rodentolepis nana, 1941 nucleotides long. NCBI's taxonomy places the organism in Eukaryota, Metazoa, Platyhelminthes, Cestoda, Cyclophyllidea, Hymenolepididae. The record is from the annotation of a GenBank genome assembly.
AUGCCCAUUAAUUCAAAUUUCAUGGCUGGAAAAGCCCUUCAACUCUUUUCUCAACUUCAAUCCACUGUCGCGAGAUGUCGCUUUGUCCUUUUACACUUUCCUACUAGUCAGUGGGCAAAGCUCUGCGGUGAGAUCACUUCUCAGCUCGAAAUUCUCCUCAAUACUGCCAGUUCGACUCUGUCUUCUCUGGAAGAUGAGGAUGAUCGCAGUUUGAUCCUGAUGCUUGUUGCUGUGUCGCCUUCAGAUGCUACACGACCACGUCAACUCAUCAAUGGCUUGGCUGCUCAACAGACCUGUCGAAUAUGGCAUCCACGGCUAAAUGGCCAUUGCCUACCACGGUGUCUGCAGGACGAUAUGGUUUCAGAGGCAUCUGGAGACGCCCUGUCGAAUAAACCCUUUAGACCGUCUCUGGCCUUUUUGCAUGUACAAUCUGAAAAUGCUCGUGAAUUUGAACUCUAUCGCCAGGUCCUGAAUGGAGAUAUGAGUUCGUGGUUCUUAAGUUAUUCGCCUGAUUACGCACUGACAACCAAUCGGACGGGGACAGUGGAGAGUCGGUGUUCUCAGGGCGAUGAUUGUGAAAUGUGUCGACACCGCCAUAGGGAAUUUCAGCACAAUAGUCUUCCAAAUAGGCAAUCCCACCAAUUAUCGAUAACGAGAGUUCCUUCGAGUGAAUUCUUUCAUCGAUAUUCUCCGAUAUUGGCUACAAACUACCGUGUAUCUCAGCAACACAAACACAGCGCUUGCUGUGCAGCUACAAUGGCUGGAUUCAGCGAUGAGGACUACGUGGAUGCCAGUUUCCAAUUUCCUGAGAUCAUAACCUCCAUUGCUUCGGUGCCAGCAGUUACUUCUCCUCUCCCUCCUGCACACUUUUCUGCUCUCUCUUCGACUCAAGGCAGUGGCGAAAGAGAGGAGAAAUUGUCUGAACACUACGAGGAAUUCAGAGAACUCUUCCACGAAGCCGUCAAUCAAAAGGGAAUUGAUCCCAUCACUCGACAAAAUCGUCCACACAGACCCCAAGCACCGACCUUGGUCUUUUCUUCUUCCCCACCAAUCAUCUUUCCACCAUCCCCAGCCAGUCGUCCGGCUCCCUCUUCGCCAUCUUCUCCAGCUACGCCUUCCACAGCUUCCAUAGCUAGUUUAACGCUCUCUUCACUCAUCACAUCCUACACUUCCUCAUCUACCGAUCGAGGAGUUAUUGAUUUUCGUCCACAGCGGGGCCUUUUUCGCUCGUGUUCGGACACCCCACCAACAUCGCCUGAGAAGAUUGUAGAAGUGGCGUCCACCUUCACACCGAUUCCUGACAAAUUGGCGGUCAGAAGAAUGGGAUAUGCUGUGGAAACUCCUCAAGAGGAUGCGUAUGAGCCUGUCUACGAGGAACCGAUCCAAUUAGAGUGUCAAAGCGUUAAAUGCGCAUCACCGUCUUUGAGUCCAUAUAAAUGGAAGGUGGGCUCAUCAAUUCACUCUGGUUACCCAACUUCUACGCUACCACAAUAUCGAUCGGGUCUAGGAUGGACGCCGUCAACAGGUAGAGGGGUUUGUUUGCCGACAAAUCAACGUACUGAAGCACUGAGAUCGGAGAUUGUAGAGAUUAUGAAUGGACCUUCCGAUGUUUCAACGAUUUCUGCUUCUGUUGCAGCAGCUGGAAUUGGUCGCAGAUCAAUACCGACACUCAUUGAUUCACGUCGAAAGAACACAUCAAGCAAUGGUCAUAUCUUCUCCCCAUCACUAACCGAGCCAAUUUACUAUGAACCUACACCCCCGUCAACACCUCUUUGUCCAGGGACACCAUUAGGAGAUGCAGUUGUCGAAGAGCUGACUGAGAAAAGUGGGAACAGUGGGUCAAAACACUCGAAUAAAAUUUUUGGUGGUCUGAAAUCAGCAUUCAAGCGUCGUGGUUCUCUCUUCCGCUCCAACAAUCGCAAAAGUAAUGCCAAACACUAA